Messenger RNA from Quercus lobata, 1380 nucleotides. RefSeq lists its product as uncharacterized. The coding region runs from base 1 to 1380 and encodes 459 amino acids. Lineage: Eukaryota; Viridiplantae; Streptophyta; Magnoliopsida; Fagales; Fagaceae. The record is from RefSeq and is a predicted model, not a curated record. The transcript has 2 exons.
AUGGAAUCCAACCCAGAUUCAGCAGCCUUGGCCCAGCAAGUCCAAGCCCUUGCGGCCACCAUUGAAGAACUCACCAAACAAAACCAGGAAAUAAAGUUACGGCUCCAGCAGGUUCAACAGGCUCAACAGGAAGAGAACCGGUCCAAGGGUAACCUGGAAGGAGAAGGGGAUAGCCACUGGAGAGGUACCCCUCAGAGGCUAACUACUCUAGACGAGCAGAACUCGGAUCUCCUUCGAGAAAUGAGGAAGGAAAUGGACGAACUGAGGAGCGCCAUUAAGGAGAAGAUGGACCGAAGCGUAGACAAAAUGGUAAGGGCUACGGAUUCACCUUUCACCGCAGCGGUACUUGAAUGCCCUGUACCGUCAAAGUUUCGCUUACCUCAACUUGAGCCAUUCGACGGACUAAAAGACCCUCAGGAUCAUCUUAAUACCUUUAAGACGACUCUAGGUCUUCAACAACCACCUGACGAGAUACUGUGUCGUUCCUUUCCAACCACUCUCAAAGGAGCUGCAAGAGAAUGGUUUACGAAGUUGCCAACCUCGUCCAUAGACAACUUCGAACAAUUAAGUAGUGCCUUCUUGCGCCAUUUCAUAGGGGGGCAACGUCCAAAGAGGCUGGUAGACUACUUACUCACCAUAAGAAAGGGAGAGAAGGAAACUUUGAGGUCGUAUGUCAAACGAUUCACCCGGGAGACUCUGGAGGUGGACGAAGCUGAUGACAAGGUGCAGCUGACGACCUUCAAGGCGGGGCUGAGGUCCAGAGAUCUCGUGGCCUCUCUCGCAAAGAACCCUCCAAAGACGAUGGUGGAAAUGCUCCUGAAGGCACAGAAGUACAUGAAUGCUGAAGAUACUUUAGUUGCCAUAAAGGAUGCCGAGAAGCCAGGCGACAAGGCCAAGAGGGAAGAUGACCGUAGGGGGCAGAAGAGAGAUCGACCAGAUCAUCGGAACAAUGACGGGAACAGGAGGAAAGAUGAUAAAAAUCCUCGGACAGACGAGCAUUAUCUCAAAUGGUCCAGACCAUUGCACUCAUCCCCCAAUGUCCGUGACAAAAACAAGUACUGCCAGUUCCAUAAAGAUCACGGCCACAACACGGAGGAUUGCAGAGACCUAAAGGAGCAAAUAGAGGAGUUAAUACGGAAAGGGAAAUUACAAAAAUAUGUGAAGAAAGGAGAAUAUAGCAAGUUUAGGGACGACAAUAAAAUCCAGCAUGAAUCCUUCUCCCGGGAUUACGACCAUCCGUCCCAGCCACCACACAAGGUGAUCGAGGAGAUAAACACGAUUACAGGAGGGCCGUUUUCAGGAGGAUCGUUUAAAUCACUCAAAAAGGCAUACCAGAGACAGGUGAACAACGUCCACGCCAUACCUCCGUCCAAGCACUGA